GUGAGGUGAGGGUCCAGGUCCAGGCGAAGCGAUGUAAACAAACGUAGGUGCGUGAGGCUGACGGGCUGACGGGAGGGGAGGGACACAGCAUAACACAGUAUUCCUUUUCAACCUGCGGCCCUGCACACAACCAGCAUGGAGAUCCUAGUAGCCAACGUGGACAAGGUGACGUUUGACAUAGAGGUGCAGCUGGAGGAACAAGUGGGCGCCCAGAUGCUGCCUUUCCCCGGCAUGGACAAGUCCAUUGCUGCAGUGUGUACUUUCUACAUGAGAGGGAACUGCAGCAAGAGUGUCAACUGUCCCUUCCGGCACGUGCGUGGCGACCGCACGGUGGUAUGCAAGCACUGGCUGCGUGGCCUCUGCAAGAAGGGCGACCAGUGUGAAUUCCUCCAUGAAUAUGACAUGUCCAAGAUGCCUGAGUGUUACUUCUACUCCAGAUUCAAUGCGUGCCACAACAAGGAGUGUCCAUUCCUACACAUCAACCCUGACAUGAAGAUGAAGGACUGUCCCUGGUACGACCGAGGGUUCUGCCGCCACGGACCACAAUGCCGCAACCGUCACGUCAGAAGAGUCCUGUGCAUGAAUUACUUUGCUGGUUUCUGCCCUGAUGGUCCAAGCUGUAAAUUUAUGCACCCGAGAUUUGAGUUGCCUCAGGUGAUGGAUGACAAGCAGACGUCACACAAGAAACAGGGCAUCACGUGUCACUACUGCGGGGAGACGGGACACAAGGCUUCACAGUGCUUCAAGGCAAACCCAGAGCUCAGGGAACAGAAUGCCAUUAUUAGUUUGGCGUCAGGUGGGCCCAAGAACCAGCCAGGCAAGGACACGUCAUCACAAAACAGCUAUGACACCGGCAACAGACUGGACAAUAUCACGUGCUUCAAGUGUGGUGAACAGGGGCACUUCGCUAAUCGGUGCACUAAAGGCCAGUUUGCUUUCCUCAGCUCUGGCAAUUGACGGUAGGGGUGGUGACAGGGCUAUAAUGUAUUGUUUAUAGUAAUGCAGUGAAAGUAAUGCCGUUUUUCUAUGUGUGUGUGUGUGUGUGUGUGUGUGUGUGUGUGUGUGUGUGUGUGUGUGUGUGUGUGUGUAAUAAUAAAUGAAGUGUUGUCAGUUAA
Portunus trituberculatus (swimming crab) is the source of this 1115-nucleotide messenger RNA. It is a transcript of the gene Clp, whose product is annotated as cleavage and polyadenylation specificity factor subunit 4-like. The record is from RefSeq and is a predicted model, not a curated record. The transcript is spliced from 6 exons. NCBI's taxonomy places the organism in Eukaryota, Metazoa, Arthropoda, Malacostraca, Decapoda, Portunidae. Gene Ontology annotation, molecular function: zinc ion binding; RNA binding. Bases 136 to 957 code for a protein of 273 amino acids.